CUAAGGAGGCAGUGAAGCUUAUCUCCCCCCUCUCUCUCUUAAUUCAGUUCAUUUGGGGGAUCUCUCUCUUUAGCCUUCGCUGUUUUUCUUGUUACAUUCUUUCGUCUCUAAGCAUCAACCACUUGUCGUCGCCUUUAACUCGAAGCCGGCUCGUCCCUCGAUAAGCCGAACGCGGAACGCCGGCGCCAUUCUCCCUCUCCCUCUCUUGGUUUUGUCGUCUUCGUCCUUCGUUGGAGCCGGCUCGCCAUGAACUACAAGCGCGCCUCCAAGUCCGCCUUCUCGAAGUUGGCGUACACUGACGCUCCCAUCGAUCUUCUGUUCAUUGUUUCUUUUUUAUCUCCUGAAAUUUAUACAUGCUCUGUUUUCUCAGUUCUGACGCUCCGAUCUCCUUUUUCGUAUCGUUUUCCGUUUCUCCAAAAUUUCCGCCUAGUUGCUUCAUUGGCACGUCCUCUUCUUCAUCCUCGUCACGCGGCCUCUCUGCUUCGACCAACGCCUUAGUCAUCGAUGGCGCCGAUCACCAGAACCCGAAGAAAAUGCCAGGUGUAACUGGAUUCUUCAAUGAUCCUCUGGAGAAUGUUGUUGAGGUUGGUAAACAUGAUAUUUCUCAAAAUGAAGCUAUCAUUGACGAACAUAGCAAUGAUUCAACAACCCUGGGAAAUGAUGGACAUGCUAUGCUUGUUGAUGGUGAAGAGAAGAACCAAUCUGCAGAUCAAUCUGAGGUCUCUUCAGGAGAAGCUGAAGCUCUUCCCUUUAAUCCUGAUGACCUGGCUGUGCCGAGCAAUUCCAUGCAACAAUCUGAUGGUUCAUCUUUAGAAUUUGAAGCUGCACUUCUUCUUAAUCCUGAUGAUCUUUCAUAUCUUGGGCUAAAUGAUGGUCCUGGUCCCAUGGGCACUUCACCAACAAGCACAAUCUCAAAUAAUUUUGAUUGUUAUUCUGAAAAUAUGAAAACUGGAGAAGAAGAUGAUGAUGUGGAGGAUAAUUCUUUCUCACCUUGGACAGAGGAUAUUUUUGCUCAUGAGCCAGAGCCAAGCUCUUCAGCGGGGCCAAGCCAAAGCAUUCCUUUGAUUGAGGAGAUUGAGAAGACCACUGAACUAUUCAAAGAUUUUAAGCCCUUUGACACUGUUAUUGAUCAUUCAGAUCAUCACUUUGUCAAAAUACAUCAGCCAGGCAAAAUUUUUCAUAUAAUUCCUUCUAGACAGAAGUCACCUCCUGAGAUGAAACAACUGGCAUUGAAGGAAUGGACAAAACAGGUACAGCAUGAAUGGAGCAUCUUGGAGAAGGAUUUGCCAGACACAGUAUAUGUUAGAGCUUAUGAAGAAAGGAUGGAUCUUUUAAGGGCUGUCAUUGUUGGGGCAGCUGGAACUCCAUACCACGAUGGUCUUUUCUUCUUUGACAUCUGCCUGCCACAAGAGUAUCCACAUACCCCACCGAUGGUCCAUUACCACUCUUUUGGCUACAGAGUGAAUCCAAAUUUGUAUGCUUGUGGCAGAGUCUGCCUUAGCCUUUUGAAUACUUGGCCUGGAAGCCGUGUCAACCAUGAGACAUGGAUACCAAAACGGUCUACUAUUCUUCAAGUUUUGGUUUCUAUCCAAGCUCUAGUACUAAAUGAGAAGCCUUAUUUCAAUGAGCCAGGAUAUGAAGCAUCGGCAGGUAAAGAAGACGGUGAGAGACAUGCAAGGGCCUACAAUGAAAACACCUUCAUUUUAUGCCUGAAGUCCAUGUUGCACCUGCUACGGAAACCACCAAAGCAUUUUGAAUCAUUUGUUGCCGGAUAUUUCCGUGAUAAAGCACCAUGUAUUCUGGAAGCAUGUAAAGCGUACAUGGAGGGUGCUCAGGUUGGCCAUCUGGCUGAUGGAGUUCAGGAUGUGAACCAGGGACAUGGGCAUUGCUCCAAAAGUUUCAAGGAUUCCUUAUCUCAUCUCUUCCCACAGUUGGUCACAGCAUUUACGGACAAUGGUGCUGACUGCCAGAAAUUUGUCCCAAAGCCAAAAGAAUCUCGGCCACGAAAACUCUUGGUUAAAGUUGUAUAUGGAAUAAUGACUAAAAGAUGGUCAACUUCUCGGCUUGAUCCUGAACUGCGCUAUUUAUGUAAAUUAGUACAAAAUCAGUGGCAUUUUAGUGUAGAGUUUAAACAACCACCACGAUUUCUUGGUCUUCGUGUUCCUCCUCAGGUCGCCGGUAUAAAACGGCGGAGCGCAGUGGGGGAGAUGAAGCCCAGAGAUCCACGCGAGAGGAAAUCCUUCUCGAAAAUGGCGACCUUCUCCCGCCGGAGUUUUGGGGUGCCUCCUUCUCCGACCCUCUUUUCCUUCUUCUUCGUCUCCCUCUUCCUCUGUUCCCUCUCUUCUUCCACCCAGGUCCCCUACAAGCCCCACUGCGACUCGAUCGUGUCAGAGGCAAGUCGUGACGGAGAAGUCCUGAGCACGCCGCUCGGCCUCCCUGAUUCCUAUCUUUACCGGGGCGCGGAAAGUAUUCUCGGUCGGAACGUUCGUCAGUCGCUCUUAUUGCCGACUUUUAGCUUGGCGAAAUUCACAGAGAAAGGCGUCUACGCCACGGAUCGACCGGGAAUUCUGAGAGUCGAUGCGUAUUUGUUGAUCCAAGGGUCGAGGAGGUGGGGGAAUUCCUCAUUUUCGGUUUCACCCUCGUUUCAGCCUCGGCUGCCGAAGCGUUUCCGUAGCAGAGGCAGCAUAUCUCUCUCUCUUGGUGGUUUCUGGGAAGAGUCAUCGGGGAUGCUUUGUAUGGUUGGUUCCGGUUUGGGCGUCUCCGGAGAAGGUACUAAUUUCGACCUUUCCGCAGUCUUGAAGCUUAAUUUUACAAAGAAUUCGACAAUCGAGCGUAGUUUGGUUACUGGGGCAUUGGAAUUUCCUAGCAAGGAUGACGGCAGUGAUGUGAAUAAAGUGGAGCCGAUGUCUCUGUUAGGAGUUUCUCGUCUGAAUCAUAGUUACAGCUUGGAUUCGGAAGCCAAAGGCAUGUGUUCUGCUUCAGAUGCUGGACAUAGUGCAGUGAGUGGGAAAGGGAACAUCUGUUUUUCACUCCAGCGGAUGUCAUUCAGUUCUUUAUACUUGGAAUAUGAACAUGACUGCAAAUCUGGGAAUUGUAGUAUUUUCAGUAGCGAUGAAGGUCGUUCGACAUCCAUGGUGCUCGCUGGUCUGGACUGUUCUGGCGAAGGGAAAGUUUUCUUAUUGUUCGGAUUUUCGAAUGUCACAUAUGGUCAUCAAUCUCGAUUUUACCGUGGCCUUCCCGGUGUUGUUCCUCUUGAAAGGACAUUGAUCGGAGAGGGGAUUUGGGAUGAGAAAAGCAAUCAGUUGUGCUUUUCAGUUUGUCGAUUUCUGAAUCACUCGCAUUCAUUAGCGGGUGCCUGGAUUGGUGAUUGUACUAUUGGUAUGAACUUGAGCUUUCAUUCGAGAUUAACACUUACGGACAGAAGGACUGUUGAGGGUAGUAUUUGGAGUAACAAAAGAUUGAAUGAAUCCGGGUUCUUUAGACGCCUUUCUUUUGGCCAGGAGAUGGAUCUUGCUGAAGUCGAUAUAGUAAAUUUCAAGUAUGAAUUCACACAGUAUGAACGAGUGAGAAAAAUGUGUAAAGCUGAUGCUAAGAAGCACUCUGGAAAGCUAUAUCCGGAUGGAUACUCGAGCAAUGAGAUGGUAUUUCAGGUGAGUGUGAAAAACUCACUAAAACAGCAUACUUGGGGUACCCUAUCUCCAUUGGCCAAUGAUGGAGGUGUCUACCCAGAUAAAUUUGCCAAUGUGAGUCAAGUCAUGUAUGCCGCCUCUCCAGUGCAGUCUUAUAACGGACAGAGCCCGAUGAACAUAAGCUACGUUGUAGACAUUCAUCUUCCUUCCACAUUUCAUUUGGAUGGGAUUUCUCCAAAAAUCUCAUCCUUGGUUAUAUCUGCUGAAGGUGUGUAUGAUCCUGUGACUGGGGUUCUCUGCAUGGUUGGUUGCCGCCACGUUCGCCAGGACAAUGGCACUAACGUCAUGGAUUGUGAAAUCAGUAUGAAUUUUCAGUUACCACCUCUGAGUACUGAAAACUUUGCCGUUGGUGAACAAUUCAGUGGCACAAUUAAGAGCAUCAGAAAGAGUGCAGAUCCUCUUUAUUUUAAGUCUCUGAAGCUCUGGUCUUCUGUUCCAUACUUAGUUCAGACAAGAACGUCAGUCCUUAUGAUGGACACGGAGAUAGCUAUGGUGCUGAUAUCUCUCACCUUGGUAUCCAUCUUUGUCUUGCUACAGCUUUUGCAUGUAAAGAAACAUCCUGAGGUGCUUCCAUUUGUGUCGCUUGGAAUGGCUGCCGUGCUUACACUUGGGUAUAUGAUCCCCUUGGUGCUCAACUUUGAAGCUUCCUUUGCCAAUGGACACAGGAAGACUCUCUAUGUAACCGAAAGUUGGGUGCAAGUGGAUGAAAUUCUCGUGAGGGUAAUCACCUUGAUAGCCUUCCUCUUGCAGUUCCGGCUUCUCCAGUUGGUAUGGUCGGCAAGGUCAAGCUCAUCCGUGUCAGAGAGUAAUUCUUUCAGCUUAUGUUUGUUACUCUACAUUGUCGGUGGUUUAUUUGCAUGUUUUGCUCAUUGGAAAUCACCAGAAUACAUCCGGGAGCUGGAAAUUGGGCAGCCUUCUGUUUUAGAGGAUCUCGAAUCUUAUGUUGGGCUGGUCCUUGAUGGGUUUCUCUUGCCGCAGGUUCUACUGAACCUGUUUGCACACUUGAAAGAGAAGGCACUUUCACCUUCUUUUUUUAUUGGUUUAACAGCCGUUCGGUCCUUUCCCCACAUAUAUGAUGCAUACAGGUCUUUCUAUAACAUCCCUCGGCAGGGAUUGUCUUACUACUACGCCGACCCAGAAUGGGAUUUCUAUUCUGCUGCUUGGGAUUUUAUGAUUCCUUUAGUAGGAACGGUUUUUGCAAUUCUGAUAUACCUGCAGCAAAGGUUUGGGGGUAGAUGCAUCCUCCCUCGGAAACUCAGGGAGAGGAUCGAAUACGAGAAGGUUCCUGUUGUUCUCAGUUGACUCAUACCGGGGAUUGUUGCUGCUAUUGUACACGGAAAUAGACGAGCUUCCCAAUGUCUGCAUUCCCUGAAUAUCCAAUAUAUAUAAAGAAAGCAUGUAGAAGCUUCAGCAUAACAAGAUUUCUCUGAUUGGUGACCAUAUAUCAUUACUGCGGUUUGUAAUUUCAGUUUUCUGCAAAAGCAAAUUUGUGUAAUGAUCCAUUCACAGUGGACAUGAAAAUGAAGGUAACAUCUUUAGCUGCCAUAGCAUACCUCUUGUUUCAAACCUAAUAUUACAGCGUUCCUUUUUUUCUUCUCUCUCUCCUUAUGAUGUAAACUGCAGAAUGAUUAAAAAGCUUCUGAAUUUUCCCACCUUCACA
Nymphaea colorata (pocket water lily) is the source of this 5349-nucleotide messenger RNA. RefSeq lists its product as uncharacterized. Gene Ontology annotation, cellular component: intracellular membrane-bounded organelle. Bases 354 to 4991 code for a protein of 1545 amino acids. The record is from RefSeq and is a predicted model, not a curated record. Lineage: Eukaryota; Viridiplantae; Streptophyta; Magnoliopsida; Nymphaeales; Nymphaeaceae. The transcript has 9 exons.